AAUCAAUAGGCGCCAUGGAGAGGCGUGCAAUUGAUGCGCAAGUUUCUUAAGGAAUCCUCGACGUUGAAUGAAGGUUGCUGAAUUCAAAACGAUCAAUCUGUGGUCAUAAGGACGGAUGCAAGGUCCGUGCGCUGCAUCCCAAACACCCAGGUCAAUCCUCCAAACGCUCGGGCAACUAGACGAUCUGUGCUGUUCUCUACCCCAGACACGAUGCCCGUUUCGUCAUCGUAGAGCUUCAUCCAUCUCACGAUCUGAAAGACUCGUUCCGAAAGGUCUGUUGGCGGGCCCGCAGGGACCGGUCUCCUGUUCUUUCUUCCGCGCCCUCCUUCGUAAACUCGGUCCACCAAGCGGUCCGUGCGAGCUGCACCACAAAUCGCCGCGCCACUUCUCUCAGCCUCGAGCUGCACCACAAUCGCCGCGCCACUCGCCGCGCCACUUUCUCAGCCUCGUUUCUCAGCCUCGUUUUCCGAAAGGUUUGGACACAGCCUCCAACACGAUCGCCGUGCCCUCCAUCAGGAUUUCCAAGCCACGUCAAGCCACGUCAAGCCACGUCAAGCCACAACCCAAACUCAUGCGCCCCUCUAAGCCACAGCCCAUGCGCCACAAUCGAGCUGCCCGCCUACCACCUUUUCCGGCCCUGGCUCUGUCUGAAGGAUCGAAAACGCGGAAGGCUUUUCCUUCUGUUCGUCUCUCUAAUCCAGCUGGGUCCAAGUUCGUACUGCCACGUUUGGUGGGCGGCAAGUCGGUCGCGACACAGCUUCAUUGGGCUUGGAACCGAAUAUUGGCAACACUUCUACGUUGUGUUUCGUCAACACACCGCUAACCAUGACGCCGACCUUCCCUUUCCGAUUCGCCUAUCUCAUCAGCGCCCCAGGAUAUCUGGAUCGAGUUUCCCAACAGGAGCGACGUGCAAACCUUUCUUCCGUGCUCUCUUCCGCGCCCACCUUAGUAAGCUCGGGCCACCAAACGGUCCGUGCGAGCUGCCUUCACCACAAUCGCCGCUCCACAUCGACGCGCCACAGUCAUAAAUAAAAGAAACUUAUGCUAGUCCACAUUGGAGCACCGCGUUAUGCCGUUCUCAGCCCUACUCCCUUCCAG
This is a messenger RNA of Ilyonectria robusta, 1098 nucleotides long. RefSeq lists its product as uncharacterized. The coding region runs from base 116 to 823 and encodes 235 amino acids. NCBI's taxonomy places the organism in Eukaryota, Fungi, Ascomycota, Sordariomycetes, Hypocreales, Nectriaceae. The record is from RefSeq and is a predicted model, not a curated record. The transcript has a single exon.